Molecule: messenger RNA, 4725 nt
Organism: Panthera uncia (snow leopard)
Lineage: Eukaryota; Metazoa; Chordata; Mammalia; Carnivora; Felidae
Gene: PLA2G6
Product: phospholipase A2 group VI
Exons: 17
Coding region: 1672-4095 (807 amino acids)
Biological process (GO): positive regulation of ceramide biosynthetic process; cardiolipin acyl-chain remodeling
Cellular component (GO): mitochondrion
Molecular function (GO): protein binding
Source: RefSeq, a predicted model, not a curated record
CCCCCCCCCCUGUCCUUUCCGUUCCCAAGGGCAGGAGAAAGGAGGACCUUGGCACAGGUCUAAACAUUCUUAAGGAAGUUUUCAUUUAACCUCAGAGCACACGAGAGGUGAGCACUGGCCUCACUUUAAAGGGGACACUGAGGCUCACAGCCUGCUCCCGCCACAUCUUAUUACUGAUCACAAGAGGAAGGGUGCUGCACAGCUGUAGAGCACUUUCAAAACUCGGCAAGCACGGUCUCCGAGCCUCAGUUUCCUUAUCUGUCAGAGGGAGGGCGAUCGGAGUAAAGAGGACUAAUAGUGUUUAUUGAACGUUCGCUGUCUGCAGGUUCUGUUACUGGGCACCGUUACGGUUCUCACGGUGCACAUAAGGACACUGAGACACAGAGAGGUUAAGUGACUUGCCCGAGGACACACAGCUGGUAAGGAUUUGAACACAGUUUUGCUCCAGCACCCUGCCUCGUGUGGUUUUCUCAGAAUGGAACGAGACAGUCACGUAAGAUGCUUGGCCCAGGGCCUGUUGCCCAGUCAGUCAGGGCUCAGUAAACGUCCCCUGAUGUAAUUAUCGUCAUUGACCCUUGUUCCCUUUCUAGGUGGUUCUUCCGUAGGCUUCUUGUUCUUUUUAUCCACAAGCUCGAUCCUCUCCUCAAGAGCUCGGCCAGAGUGUGGCCAGGGUCCAUCCACAUGUCCACCCUCCCCCGGGGUGCCCACACUCCCAUUCUCUGUCCUCUAUGUCUGUUCUUCUGGCAGGCGACUUCCCGACCCAGAGCCAGAGGGCAGCCUGUAGCUAAAUGUCACCCAGCUUUGGUGGCCCUGCCUCAGGAAUGCAGCAUGCUUUCUGGGAGCCUAGGCAACAGUGAGACGUCUGAUUCUGUCAUCCCAACUGGGAACAGUUUCCACGGCAGAAACCGUGACCCUUUGAACCUGACACGUGAAUGUGUUUCCAUCCAAACACACGUUUGUGGCGUCUAAGUCUUGACGUUCACGUUCAUUGCCGAGGCACUUGGGAAGCCGGUGGUAGCAGGCACCAAAAAUUGGAGACAAAACCCCCCCGAUGGAGUGUGGGACAAUCCUGGUCCCCUUGCAGCUUCUUGUAGAGACGGGACACUGGCUUCGUUUGCAGAAUUGAAAUGACUCAUGGCAAGCUUUCUGAAUGCUAAAAUCCUGACUCUGAACCUCAGGUAGCAAGAACCCCUCCAUCUGGACAGAGCAGUAUCGUCUAUGUGUAUUCAUAUCUGCCAUCUUCUUUUUUUAAGUUAUUUAUUUUGAGAGAGAGAGAGAGAGAGGGAGAAUCCCAAGCCGACUCCAUGCUGUCAACACAGAGCCCGACGUGGGGCUCGAACUCGCGCACUGUGAGAUCAUGACCCGAGCCGAGAUCAAGAGUCGGACACUUAACCGACUGAGCCACCCAGGCGCCCCUUUGUCUGCCGUCUCGUUGAGUGACACGGCUCCACGCUACAGACGAGGAAGCUGAGGCUCCGUUGGGGAAACUGGUCAGGAAGCAGGAGGGGUCUGGUCCCCUGGGAGUGGUGGCGGCUUCCCAUCCGGCCUUCUUACCCCCUACCCAGUGUCAUUUCUCUUUCUCUCCCUCCUUUCCAGGUCCCUCCAGGCCCAGAACCAGCAGCACUGACAGAGGGGGCAGGUGGCAGGGCCUCCCCACCUGCCCCGCGGAAGAUGCAGUUCUUUGGGCGCCUGGUCAACACCCUCAAUAGCGUCACCAACUUGUUCUCGAACCCGUUCCGGGUGAAGGAGGUGGCUGUGGCGGACUACGUCUCGAGUGGCCGGAUUCGGGAGGAAGGGCAGCUGGUUCUGUUCCAGAACUUUCCCAACCGCACAUGGGACUGCAUCCUGGUCAACCCCAGGAACUCACAGAACGGAUUCCGACUCUUCCAGCUGGAGAGGGAGACGGACGCCCUCGUGAACUUCCAGCACUAUUCUAUCCAGCUGCCGCCCUUCUACGAGAGCUCCAGCCAAGUCCUGCACGUCGAGGCCCUGCAACAGCUGACCGACCUCAUCCGCAGCCAUCCCAGCUGGUCGGCGGCCCAUUUGGCGGUGGAGUUGGGCAUCCGAGAGUGCUUCCAUCACAGCCACAUCAUCAGCUGUGCCAAUAGCCGGGAGAAUGAGGAGGGCUGUACCCCCCUGCACCUGGCCUGCCGCAAGGGCGACGGGGAGAUCCUGGCGGAGCUGGUACAGUACUGCCACGCCCAGAUGGACGUCACGGACAACAACGGAGAGACUGCCUUUCAUUACGCCGUCCAGGGGGACAAUUCCCAGGUGCUGCAGCUCCUAGGGAAGAACGCAUCGGCCGGCCUGAACCGGGUGAACAACCAAGGGCAGACCCCACUCCACCUGGCCUGCCAGAUGGGGAAGCAAGAGAUGGUCCGAGUACUGUUACUCUGUAACGCUCGGUGCAACAUCAUGGGGCCCAGUGGCUACCCCAUCCACACAGCCAUGAAGUUCUCCCAUAAAGGGUGUGCUGAAAUGAUCAUCAGCAUGGACAGCAGCCAGAUCCACAGCAAAGACCCUCGCUAUGGAGCCAGCCCCCUCCACUGGGCCAAGAACGCAGAGAUGGCCCGCAUGCUGCUGAAGCGGGGCUGCGACGUGAACGGCACCAGCAGCUUGGGGAACACAGCCCUGCAUGUGGCCGUGAUGCGCAACCGCUUGGACUGUGUCAUGGCCUUGCUGACCUACGGGGCCAACGCCAACGCCCGCGGAGAGCAUGGCAACACGCCGCUGCACUUGGCCAUGUCGAAAGACAACGUGGAGAUGAUCAAGGCCCUCAUUGUGUUUGGGGCAGAGGUGGAUACCCCAAAUGACCUCGGAGAGACUCCUGCUUUCAUAGCUUCCAAGAUCAGCAAACUUGUUACCAGGAAGACGCUCUUAACUCUGCUGAAAAACGUAGGGGCCGACCACCGCCUCCCACUCACCCAAGGGGCCCCCUCGGAGCAGGGCUCCACUGCGACACAUCACUCCUUGUUCUCCCAGGAAAGAUCUCAGCCCCCACCGAUCAGCUUAAACAACCUAGAACUGCAGGACAUCAUGCAUAUCUCCCGGGCCCGGAAGCCGGCGUUCAUCCUGAGCUCCAUGAGGGACGAGAAGCGGACCCACGACCACCUGCUCUGCCUGGACGGAGGGGGCGUGAAGGGCCUCGUCAUCAUCCAGCUCCUCAUUGCCAUCGAGAAGGCCUCGGGCGUCGCCACCAAGGAUCUCUUUGACUGGGUGGCGGGGACCAGCACUGGAGGCAUCCUGGCCUUGGCCAUUCUGCACAGCAAGUCCAUGGCCUACAUGCGGAGCAUGUACUUUCGCAUGAAGGAUGAGGUGUUCCGAGGCUCGCGGCCCUACGAGUCGGGGCCCCUGGAGGAGUUCCUGAAGCGCGAGUUUGGGGAGCACACGAAGAUGACCGACGUCAAGAAACCCAAGGUGAUGCUGACGGGGACGCUGUCUGACCGGCAGCCUGCUGAGCUUCACCUCUUCCGGAAUUACGAGGCCCCGGAGUGUGUACGGGAACCUCGUUUCAGCCAGAACAUUAACCUGAAGCCUCCGACUCAGCCCUCAGAGCAGCUGGUGUGGCGAGCUGCCCGGAGCAGUGGGGCAGCCCCCACCUACUUCCGGCCCAACGGGCGCUUCCUGGACGGCGGGCUGCUGGCCAACAAUCCCACGCUGGACGCCAUGACCGAGAUCCAUGAGUACAACCAGGACAUGAUCCGCAAGGGCCAGGAAGGCAAGGUGAAGAAGCUCUCCAUCGUGGUCUCUCUGGGGACAGGGAGGUCCCCACAGGUGCCCGUGACCUGUGUGGACGUAUUCCGUCCCAGCAACCCCUGGGAACUGGCCAAGACUGUUUUCGGGGCCAAGGAACUGGGCAAGAUGGUGGUGGACUGUUGCACGGAUCCGGAUGGGCGGGCCGUGGACCGGGCCCGGGCCUGGUGUGAGAUGGUCGGCAUCCAGUAUUUCAGAUUGAACCCCCAGCUGGGGACUGACAUCAUGCUGGAUGAGGUCAGCGACACAGUGCUGGUCAAUGCCCUGUGGGAGACUGAGGUCUAUAUUUAUGAGCACCGAGAACAGUUCCAGAAGCUCAUUCAGCUGCUGCUGUCACCGUGAGGCCGCUGGGCACCCCCCGCCACCCCAUCCCACCCACCUAGCCCUUGAUGGAGAGGCCAGGUGACAUCUAACCAGCGCGCCACUGGGCAGAGCUGGGCCUCGGCGGCUCUGCAUCUCCAGACCAGCCAGACCAGGCCUCAGAGGGCACUGGGCUUCCUGCCUGAGGCUGGUCCUGGGUCCUGCCCACACCGUCCCCGCCUUCUGGCACUUUUUGUCAUUCCACGCUUAGAAAUCCUAGAGCCUCACUGGGGCCCUCUCCCUGAUUGCCAAGGACAACUGACGCUUGGGCCCCCAGCCCUGUUAGCUCAGACACCAGGCGUUCUCCCAGGUCCCCUGGCGGAGGGGGGAUGCCAAGACCCCUUCCACUCUCUGUCCUCUUCCCUGGGGUGGGGGGCUUGGAGAAACAGGCCUUUGCCCACCCAUCAGCAAGGGAAACCCAAGCCCCGCCGACUCUGCCCUCAACACACAUGCAGCCGCCUGCACCCCUCGGAACUGCCCCACCCUGCGAGCUCCCCUCAGCUCUCAAAGGUCACUUCUGUGACUUCGGUUAUUCCUCCCGACCCGAGGUGGUUGAUGGGUGGGGCGGGGAUCCAGAGCCUGCCCUUAACUGAAAUAAACGGUUUGAUUCAA